AUGGACUCGACAUCCUUUGGAGGUACAGUUACCUCGCAGGCAACCACUCCGUCCGCUGCUGAACACCAUGGCGGUAAUGGUGGAAGUAAUGACGCUAUUCCAGCCUCCGAUUCUACCUCUCGAACCGAAGAAACUUCAGCAACUCCUGCAUCCUCGGGCUCAGAAUCACAAAGCACCAGCAAAGCAACCAGUCAAGAUCAACCAACUGAGGACUCCAUGAGCGAGCAUUUUCUGAAGGAUAACGACAAUAAAACGGCCCAGGGUUCUACUGAACAUCCAAACACCCCCGAUGGACUCGAAAAAGAUGUACCCGCGGUGAAAACCGAGAACAAGGUCACUGCCAAGCUGUGGACACCUGACAAUCCCGUUGAUCUCUGGUGCAAGUCCGCAGGAGAAUCCCACGCAGUUCUAGUUACAUUCGGCUACUGGAACUGCCCAAGAUGUGGUCAGUCACUGCGCAAACCCGAGUUCAAAAAGGAGAUGAACAACUCCGGGGGACCUGGGUCUAGCGCGAUGUCAGGAGCUGCUCCCAAAGACCCAGGCGACUUCAAGUACCAUGUGCGUUAUCUGGACUCAAACGACAGACCUAUUUUGGUGGACGCUUGGGACGGGCCGUUUGAUCUUUCCGAGGCUAGAAAGGACCUUGCCGGCACCGCAAAAAAAGAACCGCCGUUUCGGGUGGAAACUGAGGUGCAUACGUCCAUAAACAACGGCAUGGGCACCUACCAACACGAGCUCGACAGAUACAGCAAUGGGAAGAUACUCGCAAACCCAAACAUUUCUGUGAAGGUUGGCAGAACAUUCAUCAUCAUUCGCUCCCAACCUCUCCUUGAGAUACUCAACAGGCUGGUCUCGUAUUACCCAUCCAUCAAUCUCAAAGGUAGAUCUUUGACCCUAUGGGCCCCUUAUGAUUUUGUUUGGCAUUAUCACGACCUGAUCGAACAGCACUUGAGCGAGGUCCAUGGAGACGAUACCCAUGCUUCCGGAAGGAAGGAGCUUCGGGGGCUGGUCGACUUUGUCAUAGGCAUGAACGGCAAACAGGUUGCCGACGAGCAAAGUCGAUAUCAGAAGGGUGUGUGUACGUACGAGAUGUUGUGGCUGUUAUACAAGCCGGGAACUACGGUCUAUGUGGAGUCCCGUGGACGCCUCUCAGCAUUCGUCAUCUCCAUCGUUGAAUACCAUGAAAAGGAUCAGCUGAACAGGGAAAAGCCAAGGCUGGCCGGGUUCACAAUCCAGAUGUGGAACCUUGAUUACGACGGGACAUUUGUUGGGAGGCAUGCAACAGAGGAAUAUAUUCCCCCAUUUGAAGGCGAGCGGGAGAUCACCAGCCUCCACAUCAUUCCCUGCGAGUAUAAGGACAAGGAGGAUGGGGGGGAGACUCGCGAGGGCCUGAUCACUGAUGGGAAGAUGUGGUAUGAACUGCUGCGUGGAGGGCAAGUCUUCUAUUCUGGUCAUCUUUUGGACGACCGCAAACGCGAGUUCCACGGUCGGGUCUAUGUCGACACUUCUUCGUUUUACAACAUCGAUAGCACAGCCAUUACCGGGACAGACAGAUCCGGGUCUUCUACGAAGGCGAAGAAAGCCGAAAGUGGGACGGAAAUUAGCGACCAAAACGCUUUAGCACCCAUCCCAGAGAAACCACCCGUCCUUGGCGGUAUUGGUGAUAUGGGUCAGGGCUUAACAAAUUGCCCAUGCGGAGAGUGUCUAGGAUUUAGACCGCACCCGCUCGUAGGCUUUCCUUGGACGGAUUAUGAGCUAUUGAACCCAGCAAGGGACAUGAACCUCAAUCUCCAGGCCCCAGCCAAAGACCCAGAUCAUCGCUACCUCCUUUGUGAGCGGAAACUCCAUGGCUUCGACUUGAGAUCUCGAAACUGGCUGGUGCUUGAUGCGAAAUGCUGCCAAGAGCCCAGAACCAACAGGGACGCUAUCAACAAACUGGUGAUGCAUGAAGACAAAAAGAAAAUGAUCAAGGCUCUCAUUCACAAAUACUCUGAUUCCAAGGCACACGACCAGGACGGUGAUGAGGACUACGCAGAUGUCUGGAAAGCUGACUUCAUCGAUAACAAAGGCGAAGGCCAAAUCUUCUUGCUCCACGGCAGCCCAGGCGUGGGAAAGACAUACACCGCAGGCAAGCAUCAAAUCCAGCUCCCAAAUAUAGGGACAGACGAGGUCAAGAUGGAGAAGAAGCUCCUGAACUGGUUUCAAUUGGCGGAGAAAUGGGGCGCUGUUAUGCUCAUUGACGAGGCCGACGUGUUUCUUGAGGCCAGAUCAACGAGUGAUCUCAAGCGCAACAGCUUGGUUUCAGUAUUCCUGCGAUGCGUUGAGUACUACCGUGGUGUUCUUUUCUUGACAACGAACCGAGUCGGCCAGUUUGACGACGCAUUCAUGUCACGAAUCCAUGUCGUUAUUCACUAUAGGAACCUCACGCCUAAGGACAGGACGCAGAUCUGGCAGCAGUUCUUCGAAAAGCUCAGGGAAGAACGGGACUUUGACAUCCACGAUCGCGCAGAGGACUACAUCUUUGGAAAGGAUCGAAAGGACAGAGACGGCGACGACAGUGGAAGCAACAGUGAAACUUUCCAAACGGCCGUCGCAUUGGCCGAGUUCAGACACGCAGAAAGCGUUGCGAACGACAAGAAGAGAAACAUCACUAGGAAGACCAGGUCAGGACCGAGACUGGAGCGCAAAGACUUUGUGCAGGUGUGCGACAUGAUGCAAGAGUUCAAAUCGUAUCUGAAGAGCGUUCACAUGGGAUUCGAUGAGGAACAUCGAGCGUAUACCGCCCAUGAUAGAGCGCUUCAGGAUGGCUACUACCCAACGCCUCAGCCAUCAGUGUCCACAAGCACUUCACAUGCGCGUCCUCAGGAAAAGCAAGGACAUUCUAGAAAGGGAGGUUCCCAUUGA
Sordaria macrospora k-hell is the source of this 2904-nucleotide messenger RNA. RefSeq lists its product as uncharacterized. The record is from RefSeq and is a predicted model, not a curated record. NCBI's taxonomy places the organism in Eukaryota, Fungi, Ascomycota, Sordariomycetes, Sordariales, Sordariaceae. Gene Ontology annotation, molecular function: ATP hydrolysis activity; ATP binding.